Molecule: messenger RNA, 4958 nt
Organism: Sorex araneus (European shrew)
Lineage: Eukaryota; Metazoa; Chordata; Mammalia; Eulipotyphla; Soricidae
Gene: CRTC1
Product: CREB regulated transcription coactivator 1
Exons: 15
Coding region: 58-2019 (653 amino acids)
Biological process (GO): positive regulation of transcription by RNA polymerase II; protein homotetramerization
Cellular component (GO): nucleus; cytoplasm
Molecular function (GO): cAMP response element binding protein binding
Source: RefSeq, a predicted model, not a curated record
GGUGGCGCGGGGUGGGGGGCGCGGAGUGGAGGAGGCGGAGGAGGCGGCGGCGAGAAGAUGGCGACUUCGAACAAUCCGCGGAAAUUCAGCGAGAAGAUCGCGCUGCACAACCAGAAGCAGGCGGAGGAGACGGCGGCCUUCGAGGAGGUCAUGAAGGAUCUGAGCCUGACGCGGGCCGCGCGGCUCCAGCUUCAGAAGACCCAGUACCUGCAGCUGGGUCCCAGCCGCGGCCAGUACUACGGCGGCUCGUUGCCCAACGUCAACCAGAUUGGAAGCGGUGCCGCCGACCUGCCCUUUCAGCCUGGCGGAUUUCUGGGGGACGCCCUGGCAGCGGCUCCAGUUUCUCUGACCCCGUUCCAGUCCUCAGGCCUGGACACCAGCCGUACCACCCGGCACCACGGGCUGGUGGAUAGAGUAUACCGGGAGCGCGGCCGGCUCGGCUCCCCACACCGCAGGCCUCUGUCCGUGGACAAGCACGGAAGACAAACUGACAGCUGUCCCUAUGGCACUGUGUACCUGUCACCUCCUGCCGACACCAGCUGGAGAAGGACCAAUUCAGACUCGGCCCUGCACCAGAGCACGAUGACGCCCACGCAGCCAGAGCCCUUCACCGGGGGCUCCCAGGACGCACACCAGAAGAGAGUGUUACUGCUGACCGUCCCCGGGAUGGAGGAGACGGCGGCGGAUUCGGACAAGAGCCUUUCCAAACAGGCGUGGGACGGCAAGAAGGCAGGGGCCCGGCCCAAGUCCUGCGAGGUCCCCGGAAUCAACAUCUUCCCAUCGGCUGAGCAGGAGAACACCGGCACCCUGACGCCUGCCCCCUACAACACGGGGGGCUCCCUGCCCGACCUGACCAACAUCCACUUCCCCUCGCCCCUGCCCACCCCACUGGACCCCGAGGAGCCCAGUUUCCCGGCGCUCAGCAGCUCCGGCAGCACCGGCAACCUGGCGGCCACCCUGACGCACCUGGGCAUCGGCGGCGCCCAGGGGCUUGGCACCCCCAGCAACUCACCGCAGCACGGCCCAGCUGGGGUCACCCCGCUGUCCCUGAGUGCCGAGGUUCGGCGGCCACCAGCCCAGCCCGUGUCUCCCAGCCUAUCCCCGCUGUCGCCCAUCACACAGGCCGUGGCCAGGGACGCGCUGAGCCUGGAGCAGCGGCUGCCCUACACCUUCUUCGCCCAGGCGGGCUCCCCGCCACCGCCGCAGCCGCAGCCACCGCCACCCACAGCACAGCCACCACCGCCCCCACCGCCGCCCCCUCCGCCCCCACCCCAGGUGCCCGGCGCGGCACCCCCGGGUGGCCCCCUGAUGCCCAGCGCCAGCCUGACUCGGGGCCCGCCGCUGCCCCCACUCGUGGUCACAGUCCCGCCCUCUCUCCCCCAGUCCUCCCCAGAGAACCCUGGCCAGCCGCCGCUGGGCAUCGACCUCGCCUCGGCGCCCGCUCUGCAGCAGUACCGCACGAACGCCGGCUCCCCAGCCAACCAGUCCCCCACCUCGCCCGUCUCCAAUCAAGGCUUCUCCCCCGGGAGCUCCCCGCAACACACCUCGGCGCUGGCUGGCGUGUUCGCUGAUGCCUACUACGAACAGCAGCUGGCGGCCCGGCAAGCCAACGCCCUGUCCCACCAGCUGGAGCAGUUCAACAUGGUGGAGAGCGCCAUGGGCCCCAGCGGCCUGUACGGCGCCAGCCCGGCCCUCAGCUACUCGCAGGCGGCAAUGAUGGGGCUGGCGGGCAGCCACGGGAACCUGCCCGAUGCCCCGCAGCUCGGCUACCCGGGUCCCGGCGGAAUUCCCAACAUCAUCCUCACAGUGACUGGCGAGUCCCCGCCCAGCCCGUCCAAAGAACUGGGCAGUUCGCUGGCAGGGCUGGGAGACGUGGGCUUUGAGGCCGAUAGCCACUUCCCACUGGACGAGCUCAAGAUCGACCCCCUGACCCUGGAUGGACUGCACAUGCUCAAUGACCCCGACAUGGUCCUGGCCGAUCCGGCCACCGAGGACACCUUCCGGAUGGACCGGCUGUGAGCACAGCCCCGUGCCCUGCGCUCCCGCACCGCCGGGCGGCUCCGCCCCACACCGCACUGCACAGGCUGUGCCUGUGCCCCCGCGCUUGCCUUGCCGUCCCCGCGGACCCUCCCCGGGACCCUCCCCGCGCCAGGCCCCGACGGCCGCAGGCCUGGGGGGACAACCACCGACUGUUGCCAGCCGUCACUGCCGUCCCCGCCCAGCGCCCCAUCCACGCCAUGUGGGGCCCAGGCCCGUGCAGGGGAGCAUCUGGGUGUGUUGGAGGUUCCUGGCGGGGGAGGGGGUGGGGGUGACGACUUGCUGCCCCCACCUUGUUUCUGUUCUGUGCGCCCAGGAAUGAUUUCAGGAAUGGGGGAAGUGUGCCAGGGCCAUCUCAUCGUGGUGUUCCGUUUGUCUCGGGUUCGUGACUACACUGUGGGGGGGUCGAAAGGGGGAGGGGCGCUGCGCCCCAACCGUCCUCCUGCCUGUCAGCAUGUUGUGACCCAAACCCCCCCACCCCCGCGCACAUUCUGAAGCAAACUGGAAAUUUCUGGACCCCGCGGGUCUACGGGUGGGGGCCAGGUCAGGCCAGCCAGGAUGAAACUGCAACUGUUUGCGGGGGUCUCCCAAGACCCCGCCCCGCCAGGCCCCUUCCCCAGGCACACGGACCGAGGAGACCAGGGUGGGGGCUGUGAGGGAGUUCUCCUUGUCCCCGACCCCUGCUGUGUCGGGACAGGAAGCCCCAUUGCUGUUUCUGGGGGGGUCCCUGCCACACCUCCCCUGGGGAGGACCCCAGCACUUGGCCAGGCUGUUGGCCCCCCGGCAUGAGGACACCCCUCCUUGGCUGAGCCACCCCCCCACCGUCUGGGUGGGGGUGCUGAGCUGGCCAGCAGGGGGCUGGGGGAGCCCCAUUUUGUUUUUUAAAGAACUACAUGUACAUAGAAGAGUUUGAUUACAUUAGACUUGUAUGUAGACCUUUUUUUAAAAAUGGCCUUAAUAAAAAGACGAGCAACCUUCCUGCGCUAAGUGAGCCCUGGCUGCAGACCCCCGCCCCAGCCCCGCUGCGCAGGGGGGAGGCUGCCAGGCGGGGGGCAGGCAGGACACAGCCAGAGGCCACCGCAGCCCGUUCCCGGGCCAGCCUGUGCAACUUUUCAAUGUUUUCCACUAAACACUUUUGAAUUUCCAAGACUUUCUUUGACCAGAGCACCCGGAGGACUUGUGAAAUACUGUGAUUUCAGGGUGAGCCGUGCCGUGAGGGGGGCUGGAGCCUCCCACCAUGUACAUAGAUGCGCCACCACCUGCAUCCCACUCCCUCCCUCGCUGGAUCGCUUGGGGGCCCCGUGCCCCCUUCAGUCAGUGCUGCCCAUCCCAUCCCCACCGGGUCCCACAGCCUGCCACACCUUGGCCAGGGAGCAGGGACCACCCAGAGGCAUUGUUUGCCUCAGUUUACCUCUGUGCUCUUCAUCCCGAGGGUGGAGUCAGGGCCACAGCCUGUGCCCUAAGAUCAGGCUGGCGUGGGAAGGGGCAGAGGGGGAUCCCAUCUCACCCGGGCAGUGGCCCCGAGGGACACUCAGGCCAACUUCUCUCCCAUGUGCUCUCCGGAACACCCUGCCCAAGACACCCCAGUUUCCCUGCAGAAAGCUCAGGGGGCAUGUUGACCCCUUUGCAGAAUUUGGGGUCCCCCAGCCGGCAGCAUGCAGAAACUGGCCGGACCCCCUCUGGGUAUGCAUGCGUGCCAGGAGGGGCCUUUCCUGGGGGUGAUGCCGCCCCACCCCUCGACGUGGCCCUCAGGGCUACCUGAGAUGACCCCUCCACAGCACCCCUGCCUGCUGCCUCCCCUCAAACUUCCCUCUGCUCCUCCCUGCCAGCACUUGCUGGAGGGUCUCCGGGUCUGGGCUGCCUCGUCAUGCCUGAUUCUUGGAGGCAGCCCAAGGCGCCCCGGGGUGCAGCACAGCCAGGGCCACUGUCCAUCUGUUCGUAUGUCCACCCGGGCUGUGUCUGGGACAGAGUGGCCUGUCCUGCACUCAGGAAGAUGGAAAUGGACUUGAGGGAGGCUGGUUGUAGCCCCCUUGUCCAGGGCCUGUGGGGACUCGGAAGCCCCCACCGUGGACUGCUGCAAAGCCAAACCUUCCUCCAAGCCCGGCUCCCAGCUGCACUUGGCGUUUCCAAAGGAAGCACCAUGCCCCCACCCCGAGACGGGCUGGACCUGUAUUGGAGGCCUUGCCAGGGACCCCCAGCCCCCACCACCAUCUGUGCUGGGUCUCGUGGAAUGCCAGUGGAGACCUGGGCCAGGGUGGUGACCAGCAGAGCUGGUGGGGGCUGGCCUAGGGAGAGGGGGCAGCUGGUCUGUUUCUGUCUCCAUCUUCCUGGGGUGUCUUGUGUGACGAGUUUCCUGGCACAUGCCUGAGCUGACUAUUGGCUUUGGCUGUCCCCAUCUGCAGGGCUCCUAGCCUGGGCCACAGCAGGGCCACAAGCUGCACUCCCCCAGGAAGGCGGGAGAGAGCCCCCUGGAGGCUGAGGUGGUACCUGCAGCCCAGCCCAGCCCCAGACGCCAGGGAAAGGCGUGGCUUGGGAGUUGCCCCUUGUUCUCAGGAUUCUGGUCCUGGAAUUUGGGGGCAAUCGGUGCCCAACGCCGCCUGUCACUUCUGACCUCUUUCCCCUGGGAGUCCUGGCCGUGCCCCUCCCUCCGCCAACACGCGACGCUGCGGGGUUAGAAGCCUCAGCAGCGAGAAGGGCCACUGACAUAUGCAAAUGCGCCUCGGCCCAGCCCGCCCCGCCCCAGCAUGUACACGCGCUGUGGAUGGCCCGCGGCCUUGCGUGCGGGUCACCGCGGCGGGCGGGGUGGGCAGCUCAGGGCCCCUUUGGCCGGGCCCUGCCCGUCCUCUCUGACCUGGACGCUUUUUUCUUUGUACCUUUGCACCCUUUGUAUUGAAAUGUAAUAAAAACCCGAUGUUUUUGUC